GCACAUGCGCAGUCUUGCGAAAAAGUUAACUCCGGACUUCUUUAGUCGGAGAAUUUGUGCAUUAAGGAAAAAGUCAGAAAUCGAGGCGUCCUCGAAAUGGCUUUUCGAAGAAGGAACAAGAGUUAUGCUUUCUUCAGUCAAGAAUUUCUCAUUCAAAAUCAUGCUGACAUUGUAUUCAGUCUGGUCAUUUUCAUUCUGAUCGGACUGAUGUUUGAGGCGACGGCAAAAACAGCUAUAAUAUUCAUCGAGCCCCAGUAUAACAUCAGCAUGUUAACAACAGAGGGGGAGGUGACGCUGUACCACUACGGCUGGCGAGACUGGGCCACCCUCCUCUUCUACCUCUUCAUCACCAUCAUCCUCCACGCCGUGGUGCAGGAGUACGUGCUGGACAAAGUCAACAGGCGUCUCCAUCUCUCAAAGAGCAAGAAUACAAAAUUCAAUGAGUCGGGGCAGCUUUGUGUGUUUUACCUAGUCUCCAGUAUCUGGAGUCUUUAUGUUGUGUUCACGGAGGGUUACAUACGUCACCCCAGCAGCCUAUGGGAGAACUAUCCACAUGUGCAUCUAAGGUUUCAGGUGAAAUUCUUCUACCUCACCCAGUUGGCUUACUGGCUACACGCCAUCCCAGAACUCUACUUUCAGAAAGUCCGCAAGGAGGAGAUCCCUCGACAACUGCAGUACAUCUCUCUCUACCUGUUGCACAUCAUGGCAGCGUAUCUACUCAAUUUGACUCGUGUGGGGCUGGUGCUAUUGUUUCUGCAGUACAUAUCUGAGCUGGGCUUCCACAUCUCUAGACUCUUCUAUUUCACGGAUGAAAACCACCACAAGAUGUUCGAUCUGUGGGCGGUGGGGUUUGUGUGUACGCGGAUGGUGACCCUGACUCUGAUGUUCUUGGCCGUGGGUUUUGGGCUGUCCCGCGCCGAGGACCAGAACUUGGACUGGGACGCCGGCAACUUCAACACCGUCUUCAUCAGGAUGACUGCCCUGUUCCUGGUUUGCUUCACCCAGUCUUGGCUGCUGUGGCGGUUCAUUCGCUUCCAGCUGCGCCGCUGGAGGGAGUUCAGGCUGGAGCAGGCGGCGCGCAAGCGGGCCGCGGCCAAACAGAACCCCUCGCGCUCGCUCAAGAGAGACUCAGUUGGUCACCAUGAGAACGGAUUGGUCAAGGCAGAGAAUGGCACCUCCCCCCGGCUGAAGAAGGUCAAGGCCACCUAACUACCCCGACUGUACCCCAGCUCCAUCUAACUACCCCGAACGUACCCCAUCGCCACCCAACUACCCCGACCGUACCCCAUCUCAGAUCACUACGUACCCCCAACACCCCUCCUCUCGUCUCUCUCAUCAGCCCGGCUCAAGUAUUUGUUUGGGAACAGCCCCUCGUUCCCCAGCCCACCCACCACCUGGAUGUCAACCCCCCCUUUCCCUAAGAGGAGGACUCACUCUACAGUAAGCUGACUGCAACCCCUCGCCCCCCCGGGGGGGUUGAGGUUGGGUCACGCAGAGACAGGAAAGAAAAGGAGGGGUCCAUCGUAUGAUUUUUGAGGGGAGACAUGCAGUAAGAAAAGAUGACCCCUGUUUGUUACACACACAGAGAUUCACGACAAUCAGUCUUGCCUUUUUUUGUUGGUGUUUUUUUGUUUGUUUGUUUGUUUUAUUAUUUUUUGUAUCAGCAUUUUUAUAUAUUUUUUUAAUUUGUUUUGUUAACAACUUUCCAUGUUCACUACCUGCCUGCCAUUCCACACUGCUGGACUAUAUUUCCAAUGAUCACAUUUUCUCUUAUUGCGUAUCAGCCUAGUGUCUACUUAGCCUGGUUCUCACGGUGUGUGUGUGUGUGUAGCUUCUGCUCCACCAGGGGGCGCCGAAGCUACACACACACACACACCCUCGGGUGAGAACCAGGCGAGUGUCUACUACACAUAUGUAAGUGUUUCAUUUCAGUGUGGCUCCUGCCAUCCUUUUAUACUACAUAUCUUGUGCGUGAGGUGAGGACGUGGAAUUGACCAAUCACGGGGGACGACAGGUGCUAUUGGACCACUGUAAGCAGUAGCUACAGUGGCCCUUGAAGGACAUUCAGUGCUCCACCCCCGUUCUUAGAGGACGACUGUGUGCUCUAAUGUUUUUUGACCACCCCACCUCCCAGCCAGCUUCUUGUAAUGUAAUGUUACCUAGAAAACUGCAAUCGCAAUCAUCUUCAUCAUCACCUUCAAUGUUUGCAGAAAGCGCCGUUCUUUAUUUUUUUAUGUUUAGGGAGUAUGUGACAGGUGUUUGUUUGUUUGUAUUUUGACCUUGUGUACUGUAUGUAGUUACCAGUAUUUGAUCAUAUUGUACAUUUAUAUUAUGAAACAUGAUUUAAUUAUGGGAAAAUG
This is a messenger RNA of Engraulis encrasicolus (European anchovy), 2360 nucleotides long. It is a transcript of the gene tram2, whose product is annotated as translocation associated membrane protein 2. The transcript is spliced from 11 exons. The coding region runs from base 97 to 1209 and encodes 370 amino acids. The record is from RefSeq and is a predicted model, not a curated record. NCBI's taxonomy places the organism in Eukaryota, Metazoa, Chordata, Actinopteri, Clupeiformes, Engraulidae. Gene Ontology annotation, cellular component: endoplasmic reticulum membrane. Gene Ontology annotation, biological process: SRP-dependent cotranslational protein targeting to membrane, translocation; protein insertion into ER membrane.